Messenger RNA from Triplophysa dalaica, 3831 nucleotides. It is a transcript of the gene ano9b, whose product is annotated as anoctamin 9b. The transcript has 23 exons. The coding region runs from base 750 to 3194 and encodes 814 amino acids. Gene Ontology annotation, biological process: chloride transmembrane transport. NCBI's taxonomy places the organism in Eukaryota, Metazoa, Chordata, Actinopteri, Cypriniformes, Nemacheilidae. Gene Ontology annotation, cellular component: plasma membrane. Gene Ontology annotation, molecular function: chloride channel activity. The record is from RefSeq and is a predicted model, not a curated record.
AUGGUGACGAGCAAUGCAAAUCAGAAGAUUAAUUUCCGUUCUAUUGCACAGUGUGUUUUCUUGGUGCCAGGCAAUUCCAGUGAUGUGCAUUUUAGUGUUUGUUUUACCCACAGUUUAAUCUCUUAAGAGAGCAUCCGGAGCUAUUCAAAGAUAGGAAAUAUGUCGGGGGUUUAACCUUGACAUCUCUUCAAAUGUUAUUUAUAUUUUGCAAAGGCCAAUAUGUAAACACAAAAUGUGUAGUAAGUCAAAAACAAAUCGAUCUGAUAUAUAUUUUUCAUAUUUAAUAUCCUGUGCAUAGUUCAUGCAUCGUUAAAUUAACAACUACAUUACAUUUUUUACUGAAUAGAAAACUAAAUUGAUAUGACAACAAAGGUGUGUUUGGCAUAUUAUGUUCUGGUUCAGUACCCUUUCGUCCAAAUACAAAUGAGGAUGGGAUACUUCAAUAUUUACAGCUACAUAAGUGCUAUUGUUGGAAGAGACACAAACAUUUGCGUCGUGAAACCACGCCCACAAACUAUCAGAAUACGAUGACGUCUAUGAUCUUAUGUACAGGUGUGACACGAGCGUACCUUACCGUUCGCGAAACUUUCAAGCUUGAAUUACGAAAUACGGAAGUGUACAGUAAACUACUAGCGACACGAGUUUAAACCUCGCUCCUUAGAGAUUUUCGACUAUGUGAGGAUCAAAAAAGAAGUUAGACUGACGCCAGUCUGCUUGACCCUAACUCUUUAACAAGCUUUUAUGUCAGGAUGUGCUCCAUUGGUCAAGAGGAUCCUAUUGCUUUGCUUGACCUGGAAAAUGGAAAUGAUCCCUUACUUCCAUCACAGUAUGACUCCCAAUCUUCUCAAUCGUAUGACUAUGUCCUGGUGGCCGACAUAGUUAGAGAGACAGAUGAUCAAACAUUCAAGAAGCAGGAUGCGUAUAUUAGGAAUCUGAAACUGAAGAAUAUUAAAGUGACUAUAAUUGAACAUAUGGGAAAGGUAUUUUAUGGCAUUUGUGCCCCUGAAGAAAUUUUCGCAAAGUACAAAUACUUGCUAAAGGUCUCUGAUGCCUGCAACUGGAGCGGAGAGCAAACAUGUUUCUCGUACUCCACCAGGUACUGUAGGGCUUCUAAACUCUUAUUCAAAGGCAUUUCAAACAGGAUUAAAAACGUUUAUCCACCCAAAGCCUUUGUAAUACGUUUUUCCUCUGUUGCUUUGUUUUACAGAAUCAGGGUUGUCCACUUUGUUAUACAUAAUACAUUUAUAGAAACGGGUGAGAAUCUUGAAGAUCUUCUGGCUCAAGGUGUUUUCAAGUCCAUUUUCUGUCUGCAUGAGGAAAAUAAUCAGAAAGAACUAAAAAAGAACUGGGCAAGCUGGUCUGCAAUAUUCUCACUUUUCAAACAGCCUAUGGAUCAUGUUAAAGACUAUUUUGGGGAGAAAGUGGCACUGUACUACCUGUGGCUGGGCUGGUACACACGGAUGCUCAUCCCUGCAGCUUUCAUUGGCAUUGUUGUGUUUUUGUAUGGCAUUGCCUUCUUCAAUACAAGUCCGCUUAUUAAAGAAGUCUGUGACUCCAACAUCAUCAUGUGUCCAAGAUGUGACCACAGAUGCCAUGUGUGGAACCUGUCCGACACCUGUACAUAUGCCAAGGUCAGCCAGCUUUUUGACAAUGAAGGGACAGUGGCAUUUGCCAUGUUUAUGGCGAUUUGGGCCACACUGUUCCUGGAGCUGUGGAAGAGACAUCGAGCUCUGUAUGUUUCUAAGUGGAAUGUGUAUGACUGGUGUGAGGAGGAGGAAGAGUUGAUUUUGGAGAUUGUGAAUGAUCCCCGGUGUAGAACAAAAGUAUUCAGACACUCCUAUCUGCGCACAACAAUGGUGCUGCUUUUGGUAACGCUGGUGUUGGUGGUGAUCAUCGGUCUUACCCAAGCACUGGUGAUCUGCCGCAUAUUAACUGGAAUAGUGUUGUCCGAGAGCGAUUGGCAUUUCUUGCGUGAACAUGCCAGCACAAUAGCCAUGUUGACUGGUGCAGUGCUGCACUACAUCACUAUUCAGGUUAUGACUAGGGUCAACAGAUUGGUGGCCCUCAAGCUGUGUUCAUUAGAGAAGACUCGCUCAAUGGCCGCCACAGAGAAGAACUUCACUGUGAAGAUGUUUACGUUUCAAUUCUUCACACUGUUCUCAUCACUAUUUUAUGUGGCCUUCUUUCUCGGAAGAAUUAAUGGCUACCCAGGAAACUAUAUUCGAAUUGCAGGCAAGUGGAGAUUAGAAGAGUGCCAUCCGAGCGGCUGCCUCACAGAUCUCUUCAUCCAAAUGUCUGUUAUUCUGUUGCUUAAACAAACAAUUAACAACAUCUUUGAGUUUGCAGUGCCCUGGUUAAAGCUCUGUUGUAAGCGACUGAAACCAGAUAAAAUAGAGGAAUGUCAAUAUAAUGGGGGUAACAUCGACUCCUGUGACCCCAGCAACCUGCGUAACUGGCUGGACAAUUACCACCUGACUGAUGUGAAUUGUUUCAGCUUGUUUAAUGAGUUUUUGGAAAUGGUCAUUCAGUUUAGUUUCACCACCAUCUUUGUGGCUGCCUUCCCUCUGGCUCCUCUUUUGGCUCUGAUCAAUAACAUUUUUGAGAUCAGACUUGAUGCCAUUAAGAUGGUGAGCCUUGAGCGCCGCCUGGUGCCCAAAAAGACCAAUGACAUUGGUGUGUGGACAAGAAUAUUAGAAGUCAUUGGUGUGAUGGCUGUCAUUGCUAAUGGGCUGGUUAUUGGCAUUACCUCUGACUUCAUCCCACGUCUGGUUUAUCGGUACUAUUAUGGACCAUGUGCAAAUGGCACCAGUGCCAACCUGGACUGCAUGACAGGGUAUAUCAACGGCACUCUGGCAACAGCCUACAUGUCAGAUGUAAAUGUGCAAAAAGACUUCUUUAUAAAACAAAUGACCACAGAAAAUGGAAUCAAUGUUUCUCACUGCAGUUACAGAGACUACCGCAAUGAUGUGGACCAGAAUCUCACUCCACAGUUUUGGCUUAUUUUGGCAUUCCGCUUUGCCUUUGUUAUUCUGUUUGAGCAUGUGGUGGUGCUGUGCAAGUUUGUUGCUGCCUGGUUUAUACCUGACAGUCCAAUCAAAGUGAAAAACAGUAGGCUGAAGGACAAAUUUAAGAGACUGAAAGAGGAACUUCAGGAAAUGAAUGAAAAAUACGACAGCAGAUCCACUGAAGUGUGAACCAAACCAGAUUCUUUAAAUCUUGUGGAUCUUGUAAAUUCACAAAACUUAAAACUGAGGUUUCUUUAUUUCAUCUCCCUGGCAUCGAUCAUGUGACUGCUCUGCCAAUGAGGGACUUAUGUCACCACCAUCAUAUGUUUGCUCCAUUUCUGUGUGGAAAAUGAAAAUUUGUGAAAAUACACAAAGUCAGUUCCUGUUAUUUCAGUCGAUAUGCAUUUGUAGAGAAAUCUCCAUAGGUCUUAAUAAUAUCUUAGUGUUGUUGGCAAUGUAAUUUAUAAUUUGUAUUAAAAAAAAUGAUUUUAGAAUUAAGUUUAUUAAUUUUGAAAUGCAUAUGGAAGCCUUCAAUAAGUUUUGGAUUGACAGUGAAAACCGUGUUUCAAGUCAAUUAUUCCAAAUGUAAGAAACCCAAAUUUAUAAGGGGAGUACAAAGUACUAAAGGUAUAUGCCUACCUGUGAUGCUGUUCAUACUGCCCCUUUUUAUUGUUUUUCUCCUCCUUAGGGAUGUUUUUUUAUAUAUCUUCACGUUCAUGUACCAGAAAAUGACGUACAUCACAUUCAACAUAAAUGUUAAUUUAAUAAAAUGAAGUGAAUCUAGAAGGUGGUUGCAAAAUAAAAUUGUCAAUAAUUUUUUCUUCCA